AUGUGGUGGAGGGACUUCUCCAAGCCACGACAUCGUCGUCUUGAAAGGGCCGUAGGCCAGCAGUACGGAAACGCGUGGGAGGGCUCUCUGCGCCAGCAUCUACGGUUGUCGCCACGCCUCGCAUCCUUUGGCUACGUAGCCAGCAUCUUCCCACUGCUGUGUUCCAAUCGAAAUGAGACAUGCGAGGUUCGUUACGGGGAAGACAAGAGGAACAACGGCCAGACCCAAGACAACAAAGCCCUACAUCAGAGGAUUGCCGCGCUCGAAGACUUGAUCAAGAACAUGUCGCAGCCCACAUCACAAUCUAUGGCUACACUCUCCAACCAGUCAAACCGCCAUGAACUUGGGCCUGAUAGUGACGCUCCGCCCGCCCAAGUUCAGCAGCAGGAAGUAGAUUCCAGCGCCCAAGGUAUCGCCGAAUUCUUCCCCUCCGAAAUGGACGAGGUCGCUACCUUAGCAGCCAAACUUGGUAGGGACGCAUCGGCUAGAAAUAGUCAGUACUUUGGCUCGCCUAGCUUGUUCUCGUAUUCUAAAAGUCAAUCCGGGCCCGAGAGACUGUCUAGGGCCAGACUAUUCGGCGGCGAGCAAGAUAUAUCAUCCCCUGCGGACGAGAUCAGCCAGCGAUCUCGAGCCGCCCUUGAGGCCUCUCCCGAACCGGAGCCCAUCGUCGCCCAUCUACUCGACUUAUUCUGGAAAUGGCAGUCAUGCCAUUUGCUCGUCAUCGACCGGGAGAUUUUCUUAUGCCACCGUUGCAUCUGGGAUGGGAGCAGGGGCAAUGGAGAUCGCACCUUUUACACGCCUUGUCUACUAUAUGCGCUUCUCGCCAUGGCGGCCCUGAUCAGCCCUGACGCCGGGGUAAAGAGAUAUUCGACUCAUCCGGCUAAAGAAGCAGUAUGCCACGGUGGUUCAAUAGGCAUUUUGAUUACCUGUAGUAAUUAG
Messenger RNA from Clonostachys solani, 939 nucleotides. The record is from the annotation of a GenBank genome assembly. NCBI's taxonomy places the organism in Eukaryota, Fungi, Ascomycota, Sordariomycetes, Hypocreales, Bionectriaceae.